This is a messenger RNA of Daphnia carinata, 2734 nucleotides long. RefSeq names its product zygotic DNA replication licensing factor mcm3-like (gene Mcm3). The transcript has 12 exons. The record is from RefSeq and is a predicted model, not a curated record. Gene Ontology annotation, cellular component: nucleus; MCM complex. Gene Ontology annotation, molecular function: ATP binding; single-stranded DNA helicase activity; ATP hydrolysis activity. NCBI's taxonomy places the organism in Eukaryota, Metazoa, Arthropoda, Branchiopoda, Diplostraca, Daphniidae. The coding region runs from base 121 to 2628 and encodes 835 amino acids. Gene Ontology annotation, biological process: DNA strand elongation involved in DNA replication; mitotic DNA replication initiation; DNA replication.
GUCUGCUUGCUCGCAGUUGCCCACAUUGGCGAACAUUUUCACGUUCAGAUUUUAAGAAAUUUUCUUUUGAUUUAGUUAUUUUAUCCCUUCUUAAGUGCCUCUUGCUACUAAUUUUCUACGAUGGCGGCAGGAGACGUUGACCAGCGGAUUCGAGACACCCAGCGUGAAUACGCUGAAUUCCUUGAUGACUAUAACCGUGAUGGAAUUUACACACAGCUAGUGAAGGAUAUGGUGAGCAACAAACAAACUAGAUUAAUAGUUAACAUCAAUGAUCUCCGUCGUGUAAAUGCUGUGAGAGCUAAUAGGCUGCUCACCAAUGCUUUUGAGGAGCAAUUGGCAUUCCAAAGAGCUCUUAGAGAGUUUGUUGGAGGCAUUGAUUCCAGCUAUAUCAAAGAGCAUGAAGAAUUCUUUAUUGGCUUUGAAGGAAGCUUUGGAGCUAAACAUGUCACCCCAAGAACUCUCACCUCUCGUUUUAUUGGAAAUUUAGUCUGUGUAGAAGGCAUUGUCACUAAAUGUUCUCUGGUUCGACCGAAAAUCGUCCGCAGUGUGCACUAUUGCCCAGCAACAAAGAAAACUAUCGAACGACGUUACACCGAUCUGACAAGUUUCGAUGCUUUUCCAUCAAGCGCUGUUUACCCAACAAAGGAUGAAGAUGGUAACUUACUGGAAACAGAGUACGGUCUAUCGUCGUACAGAGAUCAUCAAACUCUGACGAUCCAGGAAAUGCCAGAAAAAGCGCCUGCUGGGCAACUACCUCGAGCUGUAGACAUUAUUUGUGAUAAUGACUUGGUUGAUCGGUGCAAACCUGGCGAUCGUAUCCAGGUUAUCGGUACCUUUAGAUCGUUACCAGGAAAACAAGGAGGAUACACUUCUGGAGCUUUCAAGACAAUUCUACUGGCCUGCAACAUUGUACCUUUGAGCAAAGAAGCAUCAAUCUUGAUCACUAGUGAUGAUGUUCGCAAAUGUAAAAAGUUUUCUCGCAUGAAAUCUGUCGACGUCUUCCAACUCUUGGCGAAAUCAUUGGCGCCAUCGAUCCACGGACACGAGUACAUUAAACGAGCUCUUCUUUGCAUGCUGCUUGGUGGUCUUGAGAAGGUCUUGCCAAACGGUACACGCCUCCGUGGUGAUAUCAACAUUCUACUAAUUGGCGAUCCUAGUGUAGCCAAAUCACAACUUCUUCGCUACGUCCUCUUUACGGCGCCCAGAGCCGUCGCCACAACAGGCCGAGGUUCGUCUGGCGUUGGUUUAACGGCAGCCGUUACCACAGAUCCCGAGUCGGGUGAGCGACGAUUGGAAGCCGGAGCCAUGGUUUUAGCUGAUCGCGGCGUUGUUUGCAUCGACGAGUUCGACAAAAUGUCUGACAUCGAUCGUACAGCCAUCCACGAAGUCAUGGAACAAGGAUCGGUUACCAUCGCCAAAGCUGGCAUCCAUGCUCGUUUAAAUGCUCGUUGUUCUGUUCUUGCUGCUGCCAACCCAGUUUACGGCCGCUAUGAUCAGUACAAGACACCGAUGGAAAAUAUUGGAUUGCAGGAUUCGCUCUUGUCUCGUUUCGAUUUGCUGUUUAUCGUACUGGAUCUGGUUGAUGUCGAACAAGACCGUCGUAUUGCCGACCACGUAGUUCGGAUGCAUCGUUACCGAGCUUCUCACGAGCAAGAUGGAGAUCCGCUCCCGCUUGCCAUGAACUUGGACAUGCUCUCGACCAACAAUCCGGAUGAAAACGAAGCCACCGUCCAAGAGACGCCGCUUUAUGAGAAAUAUGAUGCCCUUUUGCACGGCUCUAGUCGUUCCAAAACGGACAAAAUCGUUAGUAUGCAGUUUAUGAAGAAGUACAUCCACGUCGCGCGAGCACUAAAGCCGACAUUGUCGCAAGAAGCAGCUGACGCCAUUGCCGAAGAAUAUUCGCGACUCCGUUCUCACGAAGUUGAAAACCCCGACGUAGCGCGCACCCAGCCGGUAACUGCUCGUGCCCUCGAAACGCUGAUCCGUCUUUCGACGGCCCACGCCCGUGCACGUCUAUCUAAAGUCAUUGACGCUGAUGACGCGCAUUCGGCAAUUGAACUCGUCCAAUUCGCAUACUUUAAGCGAGUGCUAGAGAAACAGCGAAAGAAGAAGAAGAAUGACGACGGCGAAGGAGAAGAUGAAGGCGAUACCGAGGACGAAGAGGAAGCAGAAGAUAGUGCCAAUGAAACGAUGACAUCUGCAGCCGAUUCUCAAAAAAGAAAGCGAACUCGAACCACUCCAGAUGAUCCUUACGAAUUUGAUACCACCACUAGCCAGCCGACCACAGCUAGUGGCUCUACGACCAAACGUCCGAAAAGGGGAACGCAAGAUUUGACUACUUCUCAAAUGUCUAGUUUAGGUACAGACUCCGUCCCAAUGGACACUAUCGAUGAAGACGAUACACCCGCCUCCAUUACGGAUGAGCGUUUCAAUUUGUUCAAGAAGUCAUUGACUCAACUAUUCCGUGAAUCACGUGCCCAGUCACUGCCUUCAAGUCGUUUCCGCGACUACCUGGUUGAACAACAUGCAGGUCAGCCGUUCCAAUCCCAUGAAAUUCGAGCAGCCUUCGAACGAAUGACGGAUGCUAAUCAGAUCAUGGUAGCCGACGACAUCAUUUUCCUUAUCUAAUUCGUAUUAUUUUUUUAAGAACUUUGUAUCGGCGUAAUUCUUAACGUCUUCCCGUAUGCACUACUUUUCUCUCGGUCCAACUUCAAUAAUAAAAUUGAAAAUGCAA